AUGGGUCGGGACCCAAACUAUGGGUCGGGACCCAAAGUGGGACCUGGGCAUUCCCAGUAUACCAACCUGGGGUUGCUGAACAGCAUGGAUCAGAACAUCCAAAAUGGCGGCUCUACCUCCACCAGUCCCUACAACAACGACCAUGUCCAGAACAGCGUGUCAGCUCCUUCACCCUACGCCCAGCCCAGCUCCACCUUCGACGCCAUGUCCCCCUCCCCAACUAUCCCCUCCAACACAGACUACGCUGGGACACACACCUUCGACGUCUCCUUCCAACAGUCCUCCACAGCCAAGUCUGCCACCUGGACGUACUCUACAGAGCUGAAGAAGCUGUACUGUCAGAUCGCCAAGACGUGUCCCAUCCAGAUCAAGGUGCUGACCAACCCCCCGCAGGGCGCCGUCAUCAGAGCCAUGCCCGUUUACAAGAAGGCAGAGCACGUCACCGAGGUGGUCAAACGCUGCCCCAACCACGAACUCAGCCGCGAGUUCAACGACGGUCAGAUAGCCCCUCCCAGUCACCUGAUCCGAGUGGAGGGUAACAACCACUCUCAGUAUCUGGAGGACUCCAUCACGGGCCGUCAGAGUGUCUUGGUCCCCUACGAGCCACCUCAGGUGGGCACAGAGUUCACCACCAUCCUCUACAACUUCAUGUGUAACUCCAGCUGUGUGGGAGGCAUGAACCGACGCCCCAUCCUCAUCAUCGUCACCCUGGAAACCAGAGAAGGUCAGGUGCUUGGUCGGCGUUGCUUCGAGGCCAGGAUCUGUGCGUGUCCUGGCCGGGACCGCAAGGCGGACGAGGACAGCAUCCGCAAGCAACAUGUUACUGACGGAACAAAGACCAGUGAGUCCUUCCGCCAGGCCCCCCAUGGAAUCCAGAUGUCCUCCGUCAAGAAGAGAAGAUCCACUGAUGAGGAAGUGUUUUGUCUGCCUAUUAAAGGCCGUGAAAUUUAUGAGAUUUUGGUAAAAAUCAAAGAGUCACUGGAACUCAUGCAGUUUCUGCCUCAGCACACUGUCGAGUCAUACAGGCAGCAGCAGCAGAACCUCCUACAGAAACAGAGCGGCAUGGCCCCCCAGCCCCAGUAUGGCUCCAGCUCCCCUCCUCACCCCCACGGCAAGGUCAACAAGCUCCCCUCCGUCAGCCAGCUCAUCAACCCCCAGCAGCGCAACAUACUCACCCCUUCCUCCAUGCCCCAAGGCCUGACUGACAUGAGUCCUAUGAUGAGCCACAUGGCGAUGAAUGCUGACAUGUCGACCAUGAGCCCCACCCACGUCCUGCAGCCCCAGUUACCCAUGGUGCCCAGCUCCCACUGCACGCCACCGCCUCCCUACCCCAUGGACAGCAGCAUCUCCAGCUUUCUCCUGCGGCUGGGCUGCGCAGCCUGCCUGGACUACUUCACAGCACAGGGCCUGACCAACAUCUACCAGAUCGAGAACUAUAACUUGGAGGACCUGUCCCGGCUGAAGAUCCCGCAGGAGUUCCAGCACGUCAUCUGGAAGGGCAUCAUGGAGCACCGGCAGAGCAUGGAGUUCUCCCCUCCUCCCCACAUCCUGCGUACCUCCGGCGGCGCCUCCACCGUCAGCGUAGGGUCCUCCGAGGCCCGCGGCGAGCGGGUCAUCGACGCCGUGCGCUUCACCCUGCGCCAGACCAUCUCCUUCCCUCCGCGUGACGACUGGUCCGACUUCUCCUUCGACCUGGACUCCCGACGCAACAAGCAGCAACGCAUCAAAGAGGAGGGUGAAUAGAGGACACACUCUGGCCCGGAAUUUCAAUCUAAAUCGAGUUGUCGAAAAAGAAAAAAAAAUGAAAAGCACACUGCAACAAUGGGUCUGUAAAAGGCCAUUUCCCUGACAUUCACAGAGAUCGCUUUUUACAAACGCUGUGGAUGUCAGCUCAAGCAUAUAUUAGCUUUAAAAUAAAAAAAGUAGAGUGCAGUACUCUUCUCAGCAAUGCACCUUGGAUUGAAGCCCCUGGCUCGGUCCCCCUUCAUAUGUCAUACACC
Molecule: messenger RNA, 2000 nt
Organism: Salvelinus namaycush (lake trout)
Lineage: Eukaryota; Metazoa; Chordata; Actinopteri; Salmoniformes; Salmonidae
Product: tumor protein 63-like
Exons: 12
Coding region: 1-1743 (580 amino acids)
Biological process (GO): regulation of transcription by RNA polymerase II; apoptotic process; protein tetramerization
Cellular component (GO): nucleus
Molecular function (GO): DNA-binding transcription factor activity, RNA polymerase II-specific; protein binding; RNA polymerase II cis-regulatory region sequence-specific DNA binding
Source: RefSeq, a predicted model, not a curated record